Capsicum annuum is the source of this 946-nucleotide messenger RNA. RefSeq lists its product as uncharacterized. The record is from RefSeq and is a predicted model, not a curated record. The transcript has 4 exons. NCBI's taxonomy places the organism in Eukaryota, Viridiplantae, Streptophyta, Magnoliopsida, Solanales, Solanaceae. Bases 1 to 504 code for a protein of 167 amino acids.
AUGUUACCACCGUCCAACAGGACUCCACCCACCUUACCUAAUAUAGUUGACAAUGUAGACGAUGAUAAUCAAAUGUGGAUUGUACCUGAAGAGGAUGGGUUUUACCCACACAAGGUAGUUAUUGGUGGUAUUGCUAAUUGCAUUCGGAGUAAGUUUGAAUUGGCUAGACCUUCAUGGAAGAAGUUUCCUGAGUCUAUUCGUGAGAUAUGGUUUGAGGAAUUCAAGAAAGAAGCUGCUGGAAAAGAUCCUUCUGUUUCAAAAUUUUAUUUUCGAACUCAUCGCAAGAAAAGUGAUGGAAGUUGGGUAAAUAAGAAAGCUGAAGCUACUUAUAAUGAGUUUGAAAUAAAGAAACAAGAAAUAUUAGCUGCUCAAAGUGCAUCAGCUGUGGAUAAAGAAACUAAUUUAGCUAGUCAGCUGUCUCAGUUAAGUGAAAUGGAUAUCUGGGUGCAAUCUGUUGGUGGAAAGAAAAAAGGAAGAUUUAAAGGUCUUGGCUCCCUAGGUUGAAGUGUAAAGGCAACUAACAAUUCAAUAUCAUCUUUCCCAAAAGAAAUUGAUGAGAUGAUUAAGUCUCAGGUUGAUACUUCAAAUACUGAUUUAUAUGCUCAGUUGCAGAAUGAGCGAAAGAAAAAUAAGAGGAUAGGAAAGGAAUUACACUUGUUGAUGAAGCAUGAAUAUAACAAAUCAUCUUCAAAUGAUGAACGCCCAUCUCAAGAAGACAAUCAAACUUAUGAGGAUGAAAGUGAUGAUGACUCUGACGACGUGAAUGAGAGUGAUAAACCUGAUAACGUGAAUGAAAGUGAUUCUGAACCUGAUUGUUGGUAGUUUUAUUAAGGAUUCAAGUUUGAAAUAUUUUAUUUUGGACCAUUUAAGAAUCAUACAUUAUUAAUGUGGAUGUUUUGAAUUAUAUUUUUUUGUUAGCUGUAAUGGUUUACAUUAAACUUUUAUU